This is a messenger RNA of Besnoitia besnoiti, 1212 nucleotides long. RefSeq names its product zinc finger (CCCH type) motif-containing protein. The coding region runs from base 1 to 1212 and encodes 403 amino acids. The transcript is spliced from 9 exons. The record is from RefSeq and is a predicted model, not a curated record. Lineage: Eukaryota; Apicomplexa; Conoidasida; Eucoccidiorida; Sarcocystidae. Gene Ontology annotation, molecular function: mRNA binding; metal ion binding.
AUGUCAGAAGUUGAGGCCGCCCAGCCCAUCGGCCCACAGCCCGCCGAGGCGGGCCGCGCGUCAGACGACGGCGGAGAUGGACGCCCAUAUGAUUCUGGCAGCCACUAUGGAGGACACAGUAGCUUCAGGGGCGCGCCGUAUAAGAAGACGCUCUGUCGUCACUGGCAGGCUGGGAACUGCCGCAAUGGGCAUCGCUGCACGUUCAGUCAUGGCAUCGAGGAUCUAAAAGGCACUCGAGGUAUUCUGUGCCGGUUUUUCAUCAAGGGGGUUUGUAAGCAUGGCGCCAACUGUCCCUACAUGCAUCCGAGCGGCAGCAGAAUGGCCUUGCCAUCAGAUCUGGGCCUGUCUCCGUACUACUCCGUCUCCGGCUCGGGCUCCCAAUACCCGCAACCGCCUACAGGGUACAAGACAGAUCUCUGCGUGAACCGCAGCGGCCAAUGCAGUGCAGGCGUCUACUGCGGCUUUGCACACAGUGUUGACGAGCUGUUGCCUGGCAAGUUUUCAGUGGAAGAGAUCGCAGCUCUUCGACAGGCGGCGGCGUCGAACAGCGCCGCCCAGCCUGUGUCGCCGUACGGGCAGUACUACGCAGUCGCCGUGCGCGACGGCGCGGCCUAUGGACAGCUGAGCCCGUCUCCAGUCGUGACCGCCACCCCCAGCACUCUGGUGGCGACGCGCUCAGUGGAGCAGCAGAGUCCCUACGUGUAUCCGACGUACACGACGGCGUACUCGUCUGCUUCUGCCAUCCAGCCGGCGCCAGCCGCGAGCGGGCCUCGGCACACAGAGUUGUAUUUCCCUGCGGCGGGAUCUUCUGCGGCCUCCCCCAGUUCGCCCUCGAGCUACCACAUGCAGCACCCCGGAGCGGUCAGCUCCGACCCAGGCGCGGACCGCGCCGUGAUUCUUCCAACCAGCAGAAAGCUCUGCAAUUUCUGGCCGCACGGCUGCCGCAAAGGAGAUGCGUGCCCAUUCGUCCACGAAGCGUCGAUCGUGCAUCCGGCUGUGGCUGGAGAUGAUAUGAAUGGCAGUUCGCGAAGUUAUCCUGGUUACUCUCCGUACGGUCGCGAGUAUGGCUAUGGCAGGGGUAGGCCCCGCUCUCGCUCCCCCGACCGUGGGGGACUGCCAUCGAGGAUGAGGGAGUGCCGGUUUUUCUUGCAGGGCAGGUGCGUGAGAGGAGACGCGUGCGGUUUCCGACAUCCCUCUGAUCGAGCCGACUGA